GAGAGAGAGAGAGAGAGAUGUAUUUACCCCGUGAUGGAGGCUUUGAUCGUGGACUAUUAAAAUGUAGCACAGCAUCUCCGGACAGAAAAACAAACACUGCAUAUUAACAGCUGACCGGGGACAGGAAUCAGGAUGGCGGAGAGACGCGCGUCGAAGCGGCCGUCUGUCUGUGUGGACUAAUUAUUCUGCUGCCAUCGAGCUCAUGUAGACGAUUCAUUUUUUGUGGGGGGGGAUGCGCGAUCGUUUUUUUUUUUAUUCAUUUUUUCCCCCUCCUGUAGGUGGGUUAUUAAAACCAUCGAAAAUCUGACAUCAUUUUGGAUAUAUGAAGAGAACACGAGAUGGAAAAUCCACCGAUCGUCGUGAUGCAACAUAAAAUCUCUUUCGUCGGAUGAGAUUGAAGCACCAAAACGAGCACAUUUUGGAAAAAAAUAAAAAUAACAAUGCAAAAAAGGAAAAAAAAGGAGGGGGAUGAUCUAUUUUUCUGUACCCUAACUGCUCCUGAUCCUGGAUGGUUUUGAUGAUUCGACAUUGUAUAUGUGCAAUUUUGGAUGGAUUUAUGCAUAACAGGUGUUGUUUGAGCCCGACAGCAGCGCAGCCAGAGCAGGAGGUUCCUCCUGUAUUAUGUGUUUUUCUCUCAUCCUAACAAACAGUGACACAAAAGACGGCUUGGAUUAUUUUGCAACUGUGGGAGAAGGAAAUAGAAUCCAAAAAAAAAAAAAAAAAAAGAAAGGAGGAGGAGGAGGGGGAAAUGAGUGGAUGAAAGGUGGGAGGAGAAAUGAAAAGAGGAACGAUGUCGCGUAGAAUAAAUCCUUACGGCCUCUCCUUGUAGAGAAGAGGGAGCCGCGCAGGAGACGACGGCUGUCGGAGGAUCAGUGGUGUUCAUAAAGGGCCCGGACUGCAGGCGGUAGAAUGGCUAACCAGAGCUUUGCCUUUGAUGGCCCUGGCAGUUUGGCGGCUGUGGUGGCUUCACAGAGCGGGCUGGCGAGAGGCGGCGGCAGCAGCAGCGACAGCAGCACUGGCGGGGGAAUCUCUGCCACAGAUGUGUCUGCCUACUUUAAGCUGGUCUUCUUGGGUUUGAUCAUCUGUGUCAGCUUGGUAGGCAACCUUUUGGUGUCCCUGCUGGUGCUGCGAGAGAGGACACUGCACAAGGCCCCCUACUUUUUCCUGCUGGACCUGUGCCUGGCCGAUGCGGUUCGCUCUGCUGCCUGCUUCCCCUUUGUGUUGGUGUCCGUCCACAACAGCUCGGCCUGGACUUACAGCGCGUUGAGCUGUAAAGUUGUGGCUUUUAUGGCUGUGCUGUUUUGUUUUCACGCUGCCUUCAUGCUCUUUUGUGUGGCUGUUACGCGCUACCUUGCCAUCGCCCACCACAGAUUCUAUGCCAAGCGCAUGACCAUCUGGACCUGCGCUGCCAUCAUUUGCAUGGUGUGGACUCUGGCUGUCGCCAUGGCAUUCCCGCCCGUCUUUGAUGUGGGGACGUACAAGUUCAUCCGUGAUGAGGAUCAGUGCAUUUUUGAACACCGCUACCUGAAGACCAACGACACCCUGGGCUUCAUGCUCAUGCUGGCUGUGGUGGUCCUGGCUACCCACGGCUUCUACGCCAAGCUGCUGUUGUUUGAGUACAGGCAUCGCAAGAUGAAACCCGUUCAGCUAGUACCAGCUAUCAGCCAAAACUGGACCUUCCACGGUCCUGGGGCUACGGGUCAAGCUGCAGCUAACUGGAUUGCAGGAUUUGGUCGCGGUCCCAUGCCGCCCACUCUGCUGGGCAUCAGGCAAAAUUUACACAAUCAACACCGGCGGCUGCUCGGCAUGGAGGAGGUGAGGUCAGAGAGGAGGCUGGGCAGGAUGUUCUACACCAUCACCCUGCUCUUCCUGGUCCUCUGGGCACCCUACAUCGUGGCAUGUUUCUGGAGGGUGUUCGUCAAGUCCUGCGCCAUCCCUCACAAGUACCUUUCCAUCACCGUGUGGAUGAGCUUCGCCCAGGCCGGAGUCAACCCCAUCUUCUGUCUUCUGCUUAACGAGGACCUGAGAAAAGUGCUGAGAGCUCACCUGCCCACUUACUGGAGGACUAAACAGCAUCUGCCCCAGGAUGAAGCCUACUGCAUUAUGUGAUGUGUCUAGAAAAGAGAAUGUUUUAAAAGGUCAUUGCGAGAAAAUAAUUGAUUCUCCUUGGUCUAGUGUCAGUGUCUGCUUCGUUGUUUUUGCACAACAAAUUGCAGGUACGGUGUCAUUUUAUUAGGAAUGUCGAUAUCUGAGUCAAAUGUAAGAUGGCCCUCAGGUGCACACGUCUUGAGGAGGGCACGGUAACAGUUAAUGGCUUAGACGUCCGAAUACGUACUGUAUGGCUAAAGAGUAAAUAUCACAACAAUCACAACGCCCAGUAACAGUGAGAGAUGCCAUUUUAAAAUAAUGUUGCCUUAUUUAAGAGGGAAACGUCCCAGAGCUUUCAAAUGAGAAUGGGUUUAUGUGUCACACACGGGGCACAAAACAAAUCCUUGAACUGUAUGUGGACUUCUGUCAGGAAGCGAUCAUCACAAACUCUGAAAUGCAUCAAGGAACUCAAAUGGUCUGAAAGGAGCGACAGACCACCCUGGACGCCUUUUCAUGUACUUCAAAAGAGACUGCAAAUUCCAGAACCCUUAAAUAGCUGUCAUUUAAAAAAAAAAAGAAAAAAAAAACAAAACAAACAAAAAAAAAAAAACUCCAAACAUGCUUGAUAUUUUGGACUUGAUUUAGGGCCUGUCAGGUUGAUUUGUAUCAUAAAAAAAUUGCCUGUUUUGCUUUAUUUGGUAACAAUACAUGUUAAGCAGAUGACACUAUUUUGAAAUAUGACUUGAUUUCAUAUUGUACAGACUGUAACAGGAAUGUAAAUUCCUGCUUGUGUGUUUUUCUAUAGCAUUUGUUUGUAUAUGUUGGAAAGGUAGGUGGAAGAAAAAAAGUUGGAGAAAGAAAGGAGAAAAAACAAUGAUAGAAUAGGUUGUAGUGUUAUUGAGUCGAUAUGAAAGCAGUCUCAUUUCUUGUCUCAAAACUCAUGCAAUAUUGAGCAGUCAUCACAUGGAAUUUUAUCCUGUAAAUGGAUUUCCGUAAUGGAGUUUGUAGUUAGAUUUUUACUGGUGAAGAAGCAGACUUGAAGCGCAGUUGGGUAAUGAAUAAGGGACAGAUUAAUUAGAAAAUAUCAUUUGCACAUUGCAAACAGACCAUAGGGUUUAAUGACUUGAAUUACAAUGCGAUUUAUAUUUAUGAAGUUUAAAAAAAAUCAUAAGCAAAUUGACAUUUAUUUGCAAAAGAUGAUGUUGGGAAUUUUAAUGUUUUAUUUUUCAUCUAUUGUUGACUCAACUCUGGUUGCAAAAAUUCAAGAAAAGAAGUGGCACCUGACCUGAAGGGAACUUGAUUGUUGCCAGACUCUUUUCUAAUCCCCAUAAAUGUCACCAUUUCAUUGUCUGGGUCACAACUCAUUCAGAAUCAGUCUUCAGGACCCCAGAGGUGUGCAUUGUGUGGAAACCAGCUUAGGCAUCUCUACAAAAUUCAGACACAUGCAAUGAAUGAAAUGUCUGACGUAUGCGGUAUGUUAGGCAUUAGAUAUAUUUGUGCAGUCAAUUUUUUUAUUUUAUUUUAUUUUUAAUGUGGACACUUGCACAGAAUACAGGAUUAGCAUGCAUUCCAUCGCAUUUCAUAGAUUCAAGAUUGGGGAUUCAACUUGUACAGAUGUUGAUAUGGGAAGAGAUACGUGAACUGAGAUCCAUAAUUUGUACGUAUGUCUGGCAUUCCUUUGCGAGAUGAUAUUCUGUAACUGUACAGUUUAACUGAGGCGGUUCUUUUGCCCACUCAUCAAUAAAGACUCUACUUUUGAUGCAUUCUGA
Messenger RNA from Thalassophryne amazonica, 3857 nucleotides. It is a transcript of the gene gpr173, whose product is annotated as G protein-coupled receptor 173. The transcript is spliced from 2 exons. Gene Ontology annotation, molecular function: G protein-coupled receptor activity. The coding region runs from base 910 to 2109 and encodes 399 amino acids. The record is from RefSeq and is a predicted model, not a curated record. Lineage: Eukaryota; Metazoa; Chordata; Actinopteri; Batrachoidiformes; Batrachoididae. Gene Ontology annotation, cellular component: plasma membrane. Gene Ontology annotation, biological process: G protein-coupled receptor signaling pathway.